GGCUCGAUGGAUCUCCUCCGUAGAGAUUGAAUUCCCCAAAAUUCUGAUAAUUUCCGUUCAAAAGACGGAUCUCUCCACAAGGAAAAAUCAUCUUCAGCAUUAAUGAUCAUCACCCCCCCACCCCAGAGCCUUAAAUAAAUAAUAAAUAACCAACAUAACCUGAAAAGACUUCGAUAAAAGUGAGGAAAACCGAGGAAAAGGGCAAUGUGUUCAGCCAAUUUGCACUGAUUACCCGCUUAAUUAGGUCAAUUAAUUAAUUCCAGGGGUUGAGAUCAUCCCCAUGAUCUCCUAAACAUUAAAAUGUCUAAUUGACAUCCGGGAAAUGAGGGAAGACUGAGGAAUAACCUUGACCCGCUGAAAAAUCCGCUCUCGGUAUCAAGUUUUAAUUGACUUCCGAAGUAAUUAGCCUUGAUUAGCAUUUUUUUCACGUGUGCGGGGGUAAUUACAAGUGAUUGAAGAAGUGUUCAAUUUUAUUGGAGUGACAAAGUGACAGUUUGCGAUGGUUUUACGGGUGAAUAAGAGAGUUUAAGUUGAGACUCGGAAUUUGUGACAAGUCGUUUGUUACGAUAAACUCCCGGAUUAGCAUAAUUGUGAGUGGGUGGAUUGUUGGUGACACAUCUUGCAAUUGAAGAAAAGACGUUGAUGAUUGUCUAGGGGGAGAUGAUGAGACGUGAGGGGAAAUGACAUGAUGGAGGACGCCAUGUCUGAGGACACGAUGAUGGAUUGCGGGAGCGAGGAAGAGGGUGUGGACGAACUCGUUGACCUGACGAGUGAAAUUCCCGACUCGGUACCCAACAUUCGAGACGCUGCGGAACGUCUCUUGACACUCCUGGGUGUCGAAGACGACGACUCCUCCUCAGAAGACGAGGGAGUGGAGCUCGACCUCGACGACGAACUCCCUGAGAACUCUAGAUUCCUCCACCAACUAGCGACCUCUCUCGUUCAAGAACUUAAAUACACCCAGAAAUCCACUCCCCUUCAUCCUCUACCUCUCAACGACCUCCAGGAACAGAUCCAGCACAUGGAUGUGUCCGGUGAGGACGUUCCCAUGCACCAGACCCUCCAGAAUCACCAGAACUCCUCAUCAUUUGCGCAAAUAGUUCCCAAUCCAUCCGAAAAAAUCGUAUCCUGCAGAUCUAAUCCUCAUUAUGUGAUCUUGAGAACGAGCUAUGAGGGCUACAUAACCAACAAAAGAUGCAGGAUCGAUGAGGACUCGAGGGAGGCCGAGGAAGACGGCGACGAUUCUGUUUUAUCGACUGACAUCCUGGGGUCGUGGACAGCGGGGUGGGAGGCGUGUGCCACCGAGGCUGUGAGGUAUCUCCUGGAGGUAGAGGGACUUCCUCCGCAGCAUCCUAAAGUACUCUCCUUGAAGAGCCACCUCGAGGUGCAGAAGGGUCGCGCUUUCGCCCAGUUUUCCGCAUGAAUUGAUGAUUUUUUUUUAGGUUAGGAGGAGUUUUCUGGGGUUAUGACGACUGGAUCGUUGAGGAUGGGCCUUCCUGGAGGGCUCAGGGGUCUCAGUGCACGGAGAGACUUGGAGAGGAGGCUGAGGUUAUGGCAAUCGACUGCGUGUGACGUAACGAUUUUUUUCCGUCUAGGGAUAUCUUGCAAGGGUUUAGGGGAAAAUGUCGGGGAUUUUGUUCUAGGGAAUUUAAGGAUUACAAGAGAAGUCUAGUGACAUUGGGAGAAGGGAUAGUUCGAGUGUAACGUUUUGUUUUUCGUAACAGUGGCGAUAUCUCGGGAGGGGAGAGCUCUAGGGGAAAACGACAAAGAGAUUUUUUGUAGAGGACUUCGAGAUCCACAAAAAGUAUCAAUUAUAUUUUCUCCUAGGAUCGAUAUGUACCGAGAUAAUUGCAUAUUUAACACGUAGGUUAACCUCAAAUUGUGGAGAAUUAUGACUAAUCACUCUGAGAUCUCUCCGUGUACAUGAUAAACGACUUUAGUGAAAUUAUCUGCGUAUAAUCCACUGAAGGAGCAUGGCAUCGAUGAUUCAACCUCCUCGAUCGAUGUUCCUUCGUCCCUAGUAUAAUAAUUAAUUCGAAAAUCAUCGCGGACGCGAUUCAACGGGGAAGUGACAAAAAAUGAAAUUCAAGUCAGGUUUUAUCGUCUGGAUAAAUUGCCAUUUAUCUCGGUAAUUAGUGGUUCCAGGGGAAAAUGUCGUAAAACAUUUUUUAUGGAAAAUUAAAUUUUCUACCAAAAAUGUCUUGCGAUAUUUUCCCCUAGAACCACUCGUUACCGAGAUAAUUCAGCUCUUUUACCACUUUCCCAGUGAAUUCAGAUGGUUUAUUUUUUUAUCCUCAUAUUUCAACAUUCUGAAUUAUUGUAAAUAUGUAUGAUAACUAUAGAUGAUGUAAUUGUGUUGUUACUUUUACAUGAACAUCUAGGUAAAUUAAUGACCAAUGUAGAUAAAUAAACAUUUGAGAAUAAAUUGAGUGAUAAUUUAA
This is a messenger RNA of Diachasma alloeum, 2441 nucleotides long. RefSeq lists its product as uncharacterized. The record is from RefSeq and is a predicted model, not a curated record. The transcript has 3 exons. Lineage: Eukaryota; Metazoa; Arthropoda; Insecta; Hymenoptera; Braconidae. Bases 686 to 1423 code for a protein of 245 amino acids.